Scaptodrosophila lebanonensis is the source of this 841-nucleotide messenger RNA. Its product is annotated as ficolin-1-like. The transcript has 2 exons. The record is from RefSeq and is a predicted model, not a curated record. NCBI's taxonomy places the organism in Eukaryota, Metazoa, Arthropoda, Insecta, Diptera, Drosophilidae. Bases 16 to 675 code for a protein of 219 amino acids.
AUAGAAAAGUUCACUAUGAGCACGCUUGUGAUGCUAUUAGUGUUUGCUAUAAAUGCUGAAAGGACAUUAGGAAUGUCAGACCCAGAUUAUUGCAAGAAUUUGGACCAUCAAAGUGCUGAGAUUGUAACUCCACUUUCAAAGGAGAAAAGAACUGUACCCUGCUUAGGUGGUUGGCUCAUUUUCCAGAGGCGAGUAUUUGGAAACGUCAGUUUUCAGCGCAAUUGGGAGGAAUACAAGACGGGAUUUGGUGAAAUCAAUGGCGACUUUUGGCUGGGACUGGAGAGUCUAUUCGAAAUAACCCACACUUGGCCAAUGCUACUGAGAAUCAAAAUGGAGUCGUGGUCUGGUAAAACAGGAGAAGCCACAUUCUCAAAGUUCGAAAUCAUGACUGAGAAGGACAAGUAUAAAUUAAUAAAGGCGGACAACGUUACAUUGAGGCACCUAACUAUGAGCGCUUUUGGAGGUCAUUUUGGAUUAGAUUUUAGUACGAAUAGUCCAUGCGCACAGAAAUAUACUGGAGGCUGGUGGUGGGGUAAUUGUUAUCAUACUAACUUAAAUAGUCGGUUUCCGAUGGACGAUGAACGGUCUCGAAACUGCAAGAAGUGCAUGAACUGGAAUUACUUUGAUGGCGAGCAUCCCUUGAAAUAUUCAGAAAUGGCGAUUCAUCGCAAAUGAGACGAACUAGGAACUCACAAUUGUGUUUCAUUUGGUUUCCAACAUUUCCAAAAGUGCUAAUUGUGCUAAUUGUUUCUCCAAAACUCAACAAUUAACGUGGAAUUAUAAAUUGUACCUGUACCUGUAUUCAAGGACAAUUAAAAAUAUUUGCCAUUUGUUUUUUUAA